AAUGGAGUAUUACUAGGCAAUCAAAAAGAAUGAAACCUUGCCAUUUGCAACUACAUGGAUGGAGCUAGAGGGUGUUAUGCUAAGCAAAAUUAGAAAAAGACAGGAUUUUGGAAGACUAUUGCCCAGAAGAAAAGAUGUUUGGUUUUCACAAGCCAAAGAUGUACCGAAGUAUAGAGGGCUGCUGUAUUUGCAGAGCUAAGUCCUCCAGUUCUCGAUUCACUGACAGUAAAUGCUAUGAAAAGGAUUUCCAGAGCUCUUUUGGGUCGCAUGAGACUGGUUCAGGAGACAUCUGUAAUGCCUGUGUCCUGCUUGUGAAAAGAUGGAAGAAAUUGCCAGCAGGAUCACAAAAAAACUGGAAUCAUGUGGUAGAUGCAAGGGCAGGACCCAGUCUGAAGACAACAUUGAAAUCAAAGAAAGUGAAAACUUUAUCUGGAAACAUGAUAAAAAGCAACCAAAUCAGUAAACUACAGAAGGAAUUCAAACGUCACAAUUCUGAUGCUCACAGUACCACCUCAAGUGCCUCCCCAGCUCAGUCUCCUUGUUAUAGUAACCAGUCAGAUGAUGGCUCAGAUACAGAGAUGGCUUCUGGCUCUAACAGAACGCCAGUUUUUUCCUUUUUAGAUCUCACAUACUGGAAAAGACAGAAAAUACGUUGUGGGAUUAUCUAUAAAGGCCGUUUUGGAGAAGUUCUCAUUGACAUACAUCUAUUCAAGCCUUGCUGCAACAAUAAGAAAGCAGCUGCUGAGAAGCUGGAGGAGCAGGGGCCAGAGCCUCUGCCCAUCUCCACUCAGGAGUGGUGACUGAGGUUUAGGUAGAAGGGGAACAAAAAAAACAAUUUAAAUUUUGGAAAGAAAACAAAGCAACAAAACCCUCCUAUUUUUAACUUGGAUACCUGCUAUUCUGCCAAAAGACACUUUCUAGAAUAGUUCUGAAUGGGUUGUUAUUUCUCCUCCAGUUCCACAAACUCUGAAGCCAGUGUCUAGCUUACUAAAAGAAAAAAAGUAUACAUAAUAUUUAAGAUGCUGAGUAUUUCACAGGAAAGCUGAUGCUGCUGUAAAGUGCUCUUUAAGUCUUUUUUUUUUUUUUAAUCCCCUUCUAAUGAAUGAAUCUAGGGGAAUUUCAGGGGACAGAGAUGGGAUUUGUUGUAUGAUAAACGUAUGUAGUUUUAGUCUUUCUAUAUUGAGAAGCAGUGUUGGGCAUUUUUAAGAUGGCUGGCUAUACUUGUUUUCCUUCAUGAUAAUAAAUUUGUCAUAACUCAGUAACAUGGACUUGCCCCAAGAGGUAGUUGUCAAUAAUUUAAGGUCUUGCCAAGGUUCUGAUGAUUCAAACCUGUACUACUGAAUAUUAAGCAGGACAGACUAAGCUCUCUGGUGCAAAUGCCUCGAAGGAGUAGUUUCUAAACAUACAGAGAGGUAACUUGAGUGUAUAUGUUGCAUCCUCUGUCACCUCCCUCCAUAUUCAUUUUUGAUAAAGAUUUUAAUCUAUAUUGAAACUUCUAAAGCAGAAUCAAAGCUCCUCUGGGGAAAUGUCAAGUUUUAGGAUGAGCAAUCCUAAAUGAAGAGAACCAAAGCAUUACCGCAUGGUAGAGAUCACAUUCUAUUAAAAAUGUUGAAUUAUCUAAAAAAAAUGUGCACGUCUUCAGGAUGGCACAUACAAAAAACAAAGGUUAAUGCUGCUUGGGGCACAUUUCUUAGAGGGCUUGCCUAGUGUGUAAAUAAUUGACUUUUGUUUGUGUUACAUGACUGGUGACUUCAUUGAAAAUCUGUGCAAUUCAGUUUUAGCUCUGGAUUACUUCAGUUGACCUUUGUGAAGGUUUUGUCUGUGUAGAGUGAGUUGGGGUUGUUUGACUGGUUUUAACCUAUUAGGGUCUGGGGUUUUUGUUUUGUUUUUUUUUUUUCCACUCUAUAUUAAAGUAAAAUUCUAAAAGAAAAGAGGUGUGUGUUAAUGCUGAGUGGGCUGGUUUAGGUUUGACUUCUUUUAGUCAGGCUUUGUGAACAUUGAGAUGUUAGAUGAUGCAUCCUGAACACGGAGCUCUUUGAUUCCAAAAUCUUCAUUUGAGGCCUUUGUACCUGAACCCAAACCAAAGUACUGUCAUUGCCUCUUUUCUAAACGUUCAGGAAUAACCUAUCACCGGUUCAGACCUCUCAUAAUUAGGGAGGAUCAUUUGCCUACCUUAUAAUAACAUGACUCAGUGAUUAUUUUUAAAACUGGAUUUUAAAAAUUAGAUAGUAUAAAUAACAGUAAGGAGUGAGCCAUUUUUUACGGGCACCAUAUAGUUUUAUAAUUCUUAAUCUAAACUUAAAAUUUUAUAUUUCUUCCUUAUGGCAAAAACUACAAGCCACCAUAUGCACAGAUUACACCAUGAGUUGGGUUGGCUCUCCCACAGCCUCUGAGGUGAAUUACAAGAGUCCCAGCCAUUAUCAUAUUCCUCCUGUUGUUUCCAAAUGGUUUUUUUUUUUUUUUUUUGGUACAUUUUGGCUACAGUAUUGUGGUAGAAUAUACUAUAAUAUGAUCAUCUCUACUUCUGUAUUUAUUUAUUACCAGACCUCAACCACAGCCUUCUUUUUCCCCUUCCACCUCUUUGCCUGUAGGAUGUACUAUAUGUAGUCAUGCACUUUGUAUUAAUAUAUUAGAAAUCUACAAAUCUGUUUUGUACUUUUUAUACUGUUGGAUACUUACAAUCAAAACUUUUACUAGGGUAUUGAAUAAAUUUAGUCUUACUAGAAAAUAAAAAAAAAAAUUAGAGAAAGAAAAUGGCCUACGACUUCACUCAUAGGAGGAAUUUAAGAUACAAAACAGAUGAACAUAAGGGAAGCAAAAAGAAGAACAGGGAGGGGCAGGGUGUCUGUCGAUUAAGAAUCAGACAUCAGCUCAAGUCAUGAUCUCACACUUCAUGGGUUUGAACCCCAUCUCUGGAUCUUUUCAUUCCAGCUUGGAGCCUGGAGCCUACUUCAGAUUCUGUCUCCCUCCCUCUAUGCC
This is a messenger RNA of Felis catus (domestic cat), 2979 nucleotides long. RefSeq names its product SIN3-HDAC complex-associated factor-like. Lineage: Eukaryota; Metazoa; Chordata; Mammalia; Carnivora; Felidae. The transcript has a single exon. Gene Ontology annotation, biological process: negative regulation of cell migration. The record is from RefSeq and is a predicted model, not a curated record. Bases 135 to 800 code for a protein of 221 amino acids.